Messenger RNA from Lactuca saligna, 405 nucleotides. The record is from the annotation of a GenBank genome assembly. NCBI's taxonomy places the organism in Eukaryota, Viridiplantae, Streptophyta, Magnoliopsida, Asterales, Asteraceae.
AUGAGAGAUGUUGGGAAAUCGAUGUCCAAAGAGCUUGUCGGUUUACAAGUGAAGCUUGAUUCGUUAACAUUUGUAAAAUCCGAAACCCUAAGUGAAACUAUAGAAGAAUCUCAAGAAGAUGAUGAUGGAAAAAUCAGAAAUACCGCUCUUGAGCCACAGGUGGAAUGGCAAAAUGAAGAAAAGCCCGACGAGCUUAACAACAAUCAAGAAGUCGAAGCUGCAUACCCUAUACACGAUAUGAAGCCGGAGCAACUAGUUGAACAGAUCUCCGGUGAGUUUAAUAUGUCAGCAAAAGUGAUUUUUGACCGAUUCAAAGAUCAUGAAACAUACACAGAAUUAGUGGAUUUAAUUUUUUUUUCUCUCUAUCAAGAGAUUCAUGGGAUUGAUUUUGACUCUGAACCUUGA